Messenger RNA from Papaver somniferum (opium poppy), 849 nucleotides. RefSeq lists its product as uncharacterized. The record is from RefSeq and is a predicted model, not a curated record. Bases 1 to 849 code for a protein of 282 amino acids. The transcript has a single exon. NCBI's taxonomy places the organism in Eukaryota, Viridiplantae, Streptophyta, Magnoliopsida, Ranunculales, Papaveraceae.
AUGAACAAACAAUGGGUAAUCAUAGGUGACAUGAACGUCGUGUUGCAUGCUGAAGAGAAUAAAAGUAUAUUUGCUUUUAACAAUAGUGAAGUUUUUUUUAAUAAUCUUAUUAACUUAUGUGGUCUAAUUGAUCUUUGCUUCUCGAGUUACACUUUUACUUGGAAUAAUCACAAAAAGAAUAAUGAUAUUAUAGAACAGAGACGUGACAGGGCUUUAGGUAAUUCCCUGGGGAUUACUAGCUUCCCUAAUUCUAGUAUUAAAUAUCUAGGGCAUCUUGCCUCUGACCAUGUGCCUAUAGUUCUUAACACUCAUAAUACUUGGAAUGAUGAGCCUACCCCAUUUAAGUAUUUUGGCGACUGGAUAAAACAUGAGGAAUGUAAGCCUUUAAUCCAGGCUUGUUGGGAAAAGGAGAUCAGAGGCUCCCAUGCUCAUACAAUGAUUAAGAAAGUUACUUCUGUUAAACAUAUCCUUAGAGGCUGGAACAAAUACUCUUUUGGCAAUAUUAGAACAAAUAUAGAAAUGAUUAAAGAUGAUCUUAAGAAAACAAACAGUAGAAGCAGCUAUCCUAAUAAAAACAGGGAAAUUGCGAACCUUAGAAACAAACUUACGGAAUGGUACAAUAUACAAGAAAGUUUUUGGAAGGAUAAAAGUAGGGAUCAAAAUAUUAUGUUUGGAGACAGAAACACUAGAUACUUUCACGCUAGGGCUAAACAGAGGUUUAGAAGAAACAAGAUAGAAACCUUAAAAGACAAAAAUGAUGUAUGGGUUAAUAGUAGACCUGAAAUUGUCUCUUGUAUUACUAAACACUUUCUUGAAAUAACUACAACUGUAAAUCCUUGUUUGGACUAA